This is a messenger RNA of Cuscuta campestris, 1757 nucleotides long. The record is from the annotation of a GenBank genome assembly. Lineage: Eukaryota; Viridiplantae; Streptophyta; Magnoliopsida; Solanales; Convolvulaceae.
UGGGGAGCCUAUGAGGGGUUGAAGGGUCAACGCUGGAAGUUUUGAGGUUAGGGGGAGUAUGAUUCUCCGGAGACAGUAGAUGUCAUUGCGCAUUUCUUUCGCCUUUUCCACUUGGUGUCAGUUCCGUUUGUUCAACCUAGUUUCAUUUGCACCAAGCCGUUGCAACCACGAUCUGUGUGUUCCUGGGAUCUCGACCUCCGCAAUGUCCUAUCGUCCCAACAACCAAGGUGGCCGUCGCGGCGGAGGUGGCCGCGGCCGCGGUGGAGGGAGAGGUGCCGGAGGCUCUCGCGGUGGGGGGCGAAGUGGGGAGCAGCGCUGGUGGGAUCCUGUCUGGAGAGCCGAGCGCCUUCGUCAGAAAGCCGCGGAGAUGGAGGUAAUGAACGAGAAUGAGUGGCGGGAAAGAAUUGAGCAAUUCAAGGGAGGAGGAGAGCAGGAGAUGGUAAUUAAGAGACACUUUAGUAGGGAAGACCAGGAUAGGUUGCAUGAUAUGUCAUAUCAUUUUGGGCUUCACUUCCAUGCGUAUAACAAGGGAAAGGUGCUUGUUGUGAGCAAAGUUCCAUUACCAAAUUACCGGGCUGACCUCGACGAUCGUCACGGAUCAUCACAGGAGAUAAAAAUGUCUACGGAGAUUGAAAAAAGAGUUGGAAAUUUAUUGAACCAUUCACAAGCAUCUGUGUCUAAAGGGAAUUCCCAUGCUAAAGACUCAAAUACUACCAAUUUAUCAUUUAGUGAUGUAGAUACUGCAACAGCCAUCCCUAUGCUGGAGACUGAUGCUUGCAAGGAGAAUCUCAAUGUUGAACUUAAGAAGAAGCAGGAAAAGCAAAGGGAAACUGAAAAUGUUAAGGCAAUGAUGCUAUUUCGAGAAAAACUCCCAGCAUUUAAAGUAAAAUCUGAUUUUUUGAAAGCCGUUGCCGAAAACCAGGUCCUAGUAGUAUCAGGAGAGACUGGUUGUGGGAAGACAACGCAGCUUCCUCAAUUCAUUUUGGAGGAGGCGAUAUCAUCUUCAUGUGGCACUAAUUGCAAUAUCAUUUGUACUCAGCCUCGUCGCAUAUCUGCCAUAUCUGUUGCAUCUCGGAUCUCCUCUGAAAGGGGCGAAGAUCUAGGAGACACUGUUGGUUACCAGAUCCGUCUGGAGUCAAAGCGGUCAGCUGAAACUAGGUUACUCUUCUGUACUACAGGGGUGCUGCUGCGGCGACUGGUCCAAGAUUCAUUUUUAACUGGAAUUACCCAUUUGUUGGUGGAUGAAAUUCAUGAGCGAGGCUUGGAUGAAGAUUUUCUCCUAAUCAUUUUACGUGACCUUCUUCCUCGGCGUCCUGAUUUGCGUGUCAUUCUUAUGAGUGCAACCAUUAAUGCUGAACUGUUCUCUAAGUACUUUGGAAAUGCACCCACGAUUCAUAUACAGGGACUAACUUAUCCCGUGGCAGAGUUAUUUCUAGAAGAUGUAUUAGAGAAAACUUCGUACAAUAUAAAGUCUGAUUUUGACAACGUUCAGGGAAGCUCGAGGAGAAGACGCCAUCAACAAGAAUCUAAGAAGGAUCCUUUGUCUGAAUUAUUUGAGGCAUGCUGAGUACUUCUCAUAUAAGCCUGAAAUUUUGUUAAAAAGCAUCAUUCUUUAGCACUGAUUGAAUGAUAACAGUGUAACACUUUUGCUGGACGUAAGGAUCCCUGGUCAUUGAAUUCUAAAACAGAUGGUGAAUUUUUCACAUGCUGUGCUACCACUGAAUUGUCAUAUGCUUUAACAAAGAAAGAUUUGCUUA